AUGAAUGGUCAAAUAAAGACGUGUCGCGUAGAACUACCUGAAUUAGUAGAAAUCCCAAAGCCACCGAAAAAGGGGUUUCGUAAGCUUCCCACUAUGCCAACUCGAGAAGAACUCCUCUCCGAAAGACCCGAAAAUAUUCCAGUCAACAAAAUCGAUGAACCUUAUGAAUCAAUUGAGGAAUAUCUCGAAACCCAUUAUCGCUUGUUACGCGAAGAUUUCAUAUGUUCACUUCGAGAAGGCAUCAAACUUCAUCGCGAGCCCAAAAAAGAUGAUGAUGCUCGGACUGAUCUAAGAGUAUACGAAAAUGUCAACUUGGUCGGGGUUACAUUCGCUAGCAUGGGCGUUGUACAUCGCAUUUCUUUUAGAACACAAAACCAUGAGCGUGUCAAAUGGUCCAUGAGCAAGCGAUUAAUUCCGGGAACUUUGAUUGUUUUAACAAACGAUAACUUUUCCACAAUGAAGCUUGCGACCGUCAUUAAUAGACCAGACUCGCUACUAGAAAAAUCUCAUAAUUUGCAAAUAGACAUUUUGUUUAGGCCUGAAGAUGUCGUAUUUGAGCUUCCCGGAAAUUAUAUAAUGGUGGAGUCCAUAUCAUCAUAUUUCGAAGCAUACCGACACAUCUUAAAAGUACUUCAGGAAUUGGAUCCUGAAACCCUUCCUUUCAAAUCACAUAUCAUCGAACUUGAUCCGAAUAUCGAAAUUCCAAAAUAUUUGAAGAAUCGUAUCCCACAAUAUGAUUUCGGUGAAUCAAAAGCUUUUCGAGAUAUUAAAAAACUUAUAGGAACAACGAUGAUUGAUAUAUCGAAAGAUUGGGAUGAAUGGCCUGACUUGGAAGAUUGUGAACCUGGAAUGCACUCUUCUCAAUAUGAAGCGCUAAAAAGAAUUUUAACCAAGCAAUUAUCAUUGGUUCAAGGACCACCAGGAACAGGGAAAACGUAUGCUGGUUUAACAGCAGUGGAGAUAUUACUGCGAAAUUCACGUGAUACUUUAGUCAUCGCUUGUCAAACAAAUCAUGCUCUUGAUCAGUUCUUGGAAGGAAUCCUAGAGUUUGAAGAAGACAUUGUACGUCUGGGUUCACGAACAAAGUCAUCCCUUAUUGCUCAGUACACACUUUAUGAAAAAUCAAAAAAAGACAAGAUUCGUAAUCCUCAGGUCAGUAGGCUUUAUGGUGAGAGACAUAAAAUCGAAAGCGCUAUGGAGAAGUUAUGCAAAGAAAUUUUCAACCCUUUUGUCGAUAUAGAUUUUAUUAUAAAAAAUCAAAUUUUGACUGAAUCACAAAUUGAAAGUCUUAAACAAGAUGAUUGGGUCAUUGGUGGUUCAUCGAACAAAGAUGGUGAAGAAGAAAAGAACCACAUAGAAUAUUGGGUAGAUUCAGCCGUAGUGACAUAUUCUUCGACUCACGAUGAAAUUGAAUUUCAAGUCUCUCAAUCAAUUUCCGGCAUUGAAGGAGGGAUGAUAACAAAAGGGAAUUACGCUGAUUUAAAAGGAGAUGUUUAUGUCAGUUCGGCUACAUAUGUUACCAAGGACGAAUUAUCUGAAUGGGAAUCUGUCGAAGAUCUAUGGUCUAUUCCGCCGCAUGUACGAGCUGCUUUACAUAACAAAUGGCGAAGACAGAGAUUGGAUGAAAUAAAGAAAGAACUUAAGUCCCUUAACGAAGAAUAUUCAGAGCUCUCGCAAAAAAUAAAAACUGAAAAGAUUCGUGUGGAUGUAGCAAUUUUGAAAUCUGCAAGAGUAGUUGGAAUGACAACUACAGCUGCUGCAAAAUAUCAUGAAUUAUUGGUGAAUUUAAAACCAAAAAUAAUUAUAAUUGAAGAAGCUGCCGAGACACUGGAAGCUCAUAUUAUUACUGCUUUGACGCCGUAUACUGAACAUUUAAUCCUUAUAGGUGAUCAUAAACAACUUCGCCCAAAUACCUCCAUUCAUGAUCUCGCCGAAUAUAGUAACCUAGAUGUCUCACUCUUUGAAAGAUUAGUUAAAUUCCUUCCUUUCACGCAACUUACUGAGCAAAGACGAAUGCGUCCGGAAAUACGUGAACUUUUAACACCAAUCUAUGGGGAUACUCUCACAGAUCAUGAAAAUGUCACUAAAUAUCCAAAUGUACCAGGAUUUUUCGAAAAUCUCUAUUUCUUUGACCACAUAGAAGAAGAAACCACACUUACGGAAUCAAUGAGCAAAAUAAAUAAGUUUGAAGCUGAUAUGUGCGCUAAAUUUGCAGUAUUUCUUGUGAAUGGUAACUACGACCCUGAGAGAAUCACCAUCCUAAGCAUGUAUUCAGGUCAACGAAAGUUGAUCGAAACUAAUCUCCGAAAUGAAAGCAGAAAGUUGGAAGAAAUUAAAUCCGUACGAGUCAGUUCUGUCGAUGGUUUCCAAGGGGAAGAGAACGACAUAAUUAUACUUUCAUUAGUGAGAAGUCGAGAGCCGCGCAGAGGAAUUGGAUUUUUGAAUGUUUCAAACAGAGUCUGCGUUGCGUUAUCACGUGCUAGACAUGGGAUGUACAUAUUUGGCAAUGCUACCCAAUUGCAAUUUCAAUCCGAACUAUGGAAAAAUAUUUUAAAAAUAUUUUCGAAAUCAAAAUGUCUUGAACAAUUUAUUGACAUAUAUUGUACAAAACACUCUGAUAUCAAAAAGGGCUUUGAAGGUAUGGUCACGACGAGUGUAACAUGGGCUGGCGAGAUUCCUUCUUCCGGAGGAUGUAAUCGGAAGUGUGGAGAAAUUAUGAAGUGUGGUCAUGUAUGUUAUCAACACUUUUUCUUCUCACCAUCUGUGCCAAAGAGUAAUCCCAAUUAUGUAAAUCUUCAUGUUAGCCAUGCCCGCUGGAAUGCCAUUUUAGUCCUCAUGAGAAAGUUACUUGUUGGGUAA
Messenger RNA from Acaulospora morrowiae, 2859 nucleotides. Lineage: Eukaryota; Fungi; Glomeromycota; Glomeromycetes; Diversisporales; Acaulosporaceae. The record is from the annotation of a GenBank genome assembly.